UCUCUCAGAUUUUCUACCUGACUUGUCUUUCUUUCCAAUUUCCAAUUUCCAAUUUCCAUUCUUUUGCUUUUCCUUUUCCUUCCCCACACAAUAAAAUCCGCAUCUCAAAUCUUCAUUCAUUUAUCUCAUUCAUAGCUUCUCUUCGCAGCUCUUUUACCUUCCAAGAUUUUAUCUUUUUUGGUUUUUUUUUGGCAGUGAUCGGAGCACAAAAAAGAGAGAGAGCAAAACAAGAGGAAGAAAUGGGCACUGAUCAGCAGUUAAAACGGAGCUGCUUCAAGAAACAUGAGAGGAGAUUUUCUGUAACGUACCCUUUUCAGUACAUUCUUGGAGAACAAAGAUUUGUUUGUCUUCUGGUUGGAAUCACCAUUGCAUGCGUGGUGUUCAAUGUAAUUCCUUCCCAUUCUCUGCCGCAAAAGGGAUUGAUCUCUGCCUUUGAUGAUUCUUCUAUUGCCGUUCGUCGUCGGGUUGGGUAUGAAUUGAAUGGUGGAUUUGGUCACCUCAGUGCAGGUGGAAAGAUUCCUUUGGGGUUGAAAAGCAAAAGUUUGAGGAUUUUAGUCACAGGUGGAGCUGGUUUUGUAGGGAGCCAUUUGGUGGACCGUCUGAUAAAUCGUGGUGACAGUGUGAUUGUGAUCGAUAACUUCUUCACAGGACGGAAAGAGAAUCUUUUUCACCAUUUCGGAAACCCAAGGUUCGAGCUCAUUCGACAUGAUGUAGUCGAACCCAUUUUGCUAGAAGUCGAUCAAAUCUACCAUUUGGCUUGCCCUGCAUCUCCAGUACAUUACAAGUUCAACCCUGUCAAGACAAUUAAGACAAAUGUGAUGGGAACAUUGAACAUGUUGGGCCUGGCUAAGAGGGUUGGUGCACGUUUUUUGCUUACUAGCACCAGUGAAGUGUAUGGUGAUCCCUUGCAGCAUCCCCAAGCUGAAACUUAUUGGGGCAACGUCAAUCCCAUUGGUGUUCGUAGUUGUUAUGAUGAGGGAAAGCGUACAGCUGAGACAUUGACCAUGGAUUACCACAGAGGACUCAACCUUGAGGUGAGGAUUGCAAGAAUUUUCAACACUUAUGGACCACGUAUGUGCAUUGAUGACGGGCGUGUCGUCAGCAAUUUUGUUGCUCAGGCCUUAAGGAAGGAGCCAUUGACUGUUUAUGGGGAUGGAAAGCAAACUAGGAGCUUCCAAUAUGUAUCUGAUCUGGUCGAAGGUUUGAUGCGACUGAUGGAAGGGGAUCACGUAGGCCCGUUCAAUCUUGGGAACCCUGGUGAAUUCACCAUGCUUGAACUUGCUAAGGUAGUACAAGACACAAUUGAUCCGAAUGCACAGAUAGAGUUCAGACCAAAUACAGAGGAUGAUCCUCACAAGAGGAAACCGGACAUCUCAAAGGCUCAGCGACUUCUUGGGUGGCAGCCAACUGUUUCCUUAAGGGAAGGGCUUCCUCGUAUGGUCAACGACUUCAGACAACGUAUAUUUGGCGAUGACAAGGAUCUAACAGUCACAUCCAUUGUGUAGAGUUUUGAUGUAAAAAUCAAGCAGUUAAAAGAAUAAUGAAGCAUCCAUGUAGCCAAAUUGUAAUAGUAUUUAGUUAAAAGAAUAAUGUUGAACAGGAAAAGAAUGUGAGGCAAGAGAACUCUUAGUUUCAGCAGUUAUGGAAUGCUGUUCAGUUGUUCCAUCAGCUGGUUUAGAUGUCUUUAGAUUUGAGGUUACUUUCGACGUUACAUCCUUAGGAUCUUUGUUUUUUUGGAGUCAUUCAACAAAGAUUCAUCACACACAAGUUAGUUCAAGAAUGCCAUCUUUGGUCCUUGUCUGGUUUCUAUCAUAAGCUGGUGGGAACUAUUUUAUCUGCAAAACUACCCGUUGAUCGAUGAUUUUAGGAAAAGGGGGCUAUUUUGCCAAGGUUUUGUA
Sesamum indicum (sesame) is the source of this 1898-nucleotide messenger RNA. Its product is annotated as UDP-glucuronic acid decarboxylase 2. Gene Ontology annotation, cellular component: cytoplasm. NCBI's taxonomy places the organism in Eukaryota, Viridiplantae, Streptophyta, Magnoliopsida, Lamiales, Pedaliaceae. The record is from RefSeq and is a predicted model, not a curated record. Gene Ontology annotation, biological process: D-xylose metabolic process. Gene Ontology annotation, molecular function: UDP-glucuronate decarboxylase activity; NAD+ binding.